Molecule: messenger RNA, 369 nt
Organism: Miscanthus lutarioriparius
Lineage: Eukaryota; Viridiplantae; Streptophyta; Magnoliopsida; Poales; Poaceae
Source: the annotation of a GenBank genome assembly
AUGGCCCCCAACUUGCAUCACUAUGGAAGGGCCGAAGUGGUCAGGCCUGGGACGAGGGCCGUGGCGGAGGGAGGUGCGGGCGGCGAGGCGUACGAAAGGAAGAAGCCGGCGGGCAGCGCAGCUGGUUCGAGCAUGCUUAGCGGCGGCGUGAGCAGCAUACCGCGGUCCCCGGCCACCAUGCUCACCUGUACUCGACGCACGUGCCUGUCCCCGUGUCUCACCGCCCUCGGCUGGCCGCCCCCGCGUGGCCUCGCCGAUCUCCCUGCCCGCGCGAGCGAGUUCGCGAGGAUUAGCCGGAAGAGCAUGGCGGGCUCGCGGGAAGUGCGGAAGGGAGGGUGGCGGCGGCAUUACUGCAGGCGGCGUGGGUGA